UUUUUUUUUUUUAAUUGAAUAAUUGUCAUGUUGGAUCUGAAAUCGGAGAAGAAGUGAAGAAUCUUUCCAUUUUUUUUUUUUGUUCUGUAUAGAUUUUUAAUCCUGGAUUUCCUGGAAAUCAGUGCCCUGCAUGCGCUGUUGAUACUGAUCUUGGAUUGUUUGAGGAGAUUUGUGUUGAAGAUUGAUGUUAUAAGAUUGGAUUCUUUAGAUUUUGGUUGGGUUUAUUGCAGAGAGGUGAAGAGUUAUCAUGGCAUCAGUGUUUUUGUAUCAUGUGGUUGGGGAUCUGACUGUAGGAAAGCCGGAGAUGGUUGAGUUUUAUGAGACGGAGACGAUUGAAACGGCAAUUCGGGUGAUUGGAGAGUCGACAGAGUGUGGGAUACCAAUUUGGAAGAGGAAAAGUCUUGGAAUUAUUGAGAAUGCUGAAAUGAAACAGCAGAGAUUUGUGGGAAUUCUCUCGUCUUUGGAUAUCGUUGCCUUUCUGGCUCGAACGGAGAAUCAAAAGGAUCAAGAUAGGGCAAUGAAGACCCCAGUUUCGGAGGCUGUAGUUCCCAACCAUUCGUUAUUGAGACAGGUCGAUCCUGCAACAAGAUUGAUUGAUGCAUUAGAAAUGAUGAAGCAAGGUGUGAGGCGUCUUCUAAUCCGAAAAAGUGUGGUGUGGAAAGGAAUGAGCAAACGGUUUUCCGUUCUCUAUAAUGGUAAGUGGUUGAAGAACGUUGAUACCUCUGUUGGUAGCAGCAAUAACCUCAACGUAAAUGCUAACCACCCAUCGUCGUCUUCGACAUCUACUUGUCAUGAUAAGUUUUGUUGUCUCUCAAGAGAAGAUGUCAUUCGUUUCCUUAUCGGUUGCCUCGGUGCCCUUGCUCCUCUCCCUCUAUCCUCCAUCUCUACA
Cucurbita pepo subsp. pepo (vegetable marrow) is the source of this 889-nucleotide messenger RNA. The record is from RefSeq and is a predicted model, not a curated record. NCBI's taxonomy places the organism in Eukaryota, Viridiplantae, Streptophyta, Magnoliopsida, Cucurbitales, Cucurbitaceae.